UGCCGAUGACUUCACGCAGCUCCUGAAACAGGGGAGCUAAUAUGUCGAUGGAAGAUCCCUUUUUCGUGGUUAAAGGGGAGGUGCAAAAGGCUCUUUCCAAAGCACAGGGGCUGUUUGAGCGCUGGGAGGAACUGCUCCAGGAGGAAACACCCGUCAGCCAUGAUGAGCUGGACUGGAGUACCAAUGAACUCCGAAACUGCAUAAGGGCCAUCGACUGGGACCUGGAGGACCUGCAUGAAACCAUUAGUAUUGUGGAGGCAAACCCUGGGAAGUUCCGUUUAGGAGAGCAUGAACUUCAGGAGAGGCGAGAGUUUGUGGAGCGAACACGGAAAUCUGUGCAGCUCAUGAAAGAGCAUCUGGCGAGUCCCUCGACUGUGGCUCAAGCAGAGAAGAAAAACAAACAGGCUUUGCUGGGAACCACAUUGCUGGGAAAUGAUCGGCAUGCCGGUCUGGAGCCUCAUCUGGUGUCCGCAAACUCCAGAUAUAUUCAGGAGCAACAGGAACAGCAGCAGCUGAUCAUGCAGGACCAGGAUGAGCAGUUGGAACUGGUGUCAGGCAGCAUCCGUGUCCUGAAGGACAUGUCUAACAGGAUAGGAGACGAGCUGGACGACCAGGCAGUCAUGCUUGGUGAGUUUAGCGAGGAGAUGGACCAGACCGGUUCUAGAAUGGACUCUGUGUUGAAGAAAAUGGAGAAGGUUUCACACAUGACCAGCAGUCGGAGACAGUGGUGUGCUAUCGGAGUUCUUGUAAUCAUAUUGAUCGUGGUGCUCAUCAUGUUUUUUGCCAUUUAAAUCAGACUUUUCUCCGAUUUGGACUUCCAUCGUGUCUUAUUGAGGAAGACAACAGUGACUCUUCAACAUCAGCUUCCAUUCUCUUUGUGGGAAAUAGAUCGGCCAUUUUUGUAGUCCUUCAAGGGUCUUUGUGUCAUCAUCUGACCCAAAUGUCUAUUUUCUCACUGCUUCUGAAUCGGGCUCAUUGCAAAGUCUAUGUCAGAGCUUCGCCGAGGCUGAGAUGGAAGUUAACUGUUAUUAUAUUUUUAUUGGGGGUAAAAUACCCUUUUUAUUUGUAUUGUGGUACAGAGUGGUGUUGAGGAAAUUAAUAUUGCCUAUUAACUAUAUUUUUUUAUUUUUAUUUUAAAGCUGCACUAUGUAAGAUGGUUCAAAAUGAACACAUUGUCAUUAUUGAUUGAGUACAUAAACGGUGUUUGUUGUUUUAUGAAUCAAACAUUACUCGAUCGCUAUCCGUUGUCACGGGAAGUUACUGCGCAUGUUUACUAUGACUUCUGAAAUGAACUUCUUGUACAUAUUAUUUCAUGUUUAAUAAAGUAUAUUUUAU
This is a messenger RNA of Xyrauchen texanus (razorback sucker), 1335 nucleotides long. Its product is annotated as syntaxin-10-like. Lineage: Eukaryota; Metazoa; Chordata; Actinopteri; Cypriniformes; Catostomidae. Gene Ontology annotation, biological process: Golgi vesicle transport. Gene Ontology annotation, cellular component: membrane. The transcript has 8 exons. Bases 42 to 791 code for a protein of 249 amino acids. The record is from RefSeq and is a predicted model, not a curated record.